GAUAUAGUAACAGUUUAGUACAUUACGUUUAAUCAUCAUCAUAACAUUUGCUUGUCUAGAAAAUAAGAAUUAAAUAAUAAAUAUACCUGAAAAUGUGUUUUCUACAGAAGUGAUUGUAGUGAUGGCCAUUUAAUCAAUCUGCAAAUUAUACGUUUAGCUUUUAUAAGCCCGGAAAAAUCGUGUUUUUUUUUUAAUCACAAGCUGUUUUAUAACAAACGAAAGGGAAAUGUGCAAUAAAAGCGGUUGCAUAUCGAAAAUAGAAGCUUAUUUGAAGAUCAGUGGAAAAAUGGAGUGGAGAACAUGUUGGAUGUUGCAUCUAAUGCUAAUAUUGAAAGUGGUCCACUUAUCGAUGCAAAUCAGCUACGAAUUCGAGAUUGAAGACGAAUCCAUCUACUCCGAAUGCAGCGACGUUCCACCCGGAACUCUCGACAUAAGUGGGCUCUUCGACUUGACCAAUUAUACCACCACAGCGACACCGGAUGGAAUAGCCGUGUCGGGAAACAUGACAUCCGUGUUUAAAGCCGAGCCAACGGAUCGCAUCGAGUUGACUGGAAACCUGCUCUAUUUCGACCGAGGUGCCUGGCAACCGACCACAUUGAAUAUGAUGGUGCGGGAUUUCUGCGCAGUUAUGUACGACAAAAAGCAGCUUUGGUACUCAGAUUGGUCCUCCCACGUUGCAAAUAGCGAUGAGAUCAAGGACAACUGCAUCAAGGUGCCCGGUGUAGGUAACAUAUCAAGGCCAUAUUUGCAUUGGGUAAUAUGUUUUGCUUUUCAGACUCUAUUCCUCAUAGAAACCUAUAACCUGAAGCUAGUUUUUGGCAGUGGCAUACCAUUAGGUACUGGCCGUUACAGCAUUCGCGUGCAGGUAUUUGCAUAUGACCAGAAGGGCAAAAAGCGUCCCAAUGAUGUCUGCUACGAAGUUAAAGGCAGUUUCUAUAAGAGAACCUAAAAACAUCGAUGUCCUGUGCAAAUCGAGGAAAUAUAUAUUAAAAAGAAAUAAAAUGUAAAAUUGUUG
Molecule: messenger RNA, 1015 nt
Organism: Drosophila simulans
Lineage: Eukaryota; Metazoa; Arthropoda; Insecta; Diptera; Drosophilidae
Gene: CheB53a
Exons: 3
Coding region: 227-949 (240 amino acids)
Source: RefSeq, a predicted model, not a curated record